Notolabrus celidotus (New Zealand spotty) is the source of this 3826-nucleotide messenger RNA. RefSeq names its product frizzled class receptor 6 (gene fzd6). NCBI's taxonomy places the organism in Eukaryota, Metazoa, Chordata, Actinopteri, Labriformes, Labridae. Gene Ontology annotation, molecular function: Wnt receptor activity; Wnt-protein binding. Gene Ontology annotation, biological process: non-canonical Wnt signaling pathway; canonical Wnt signaling pathway. The record is from RefSeq and is a predicted model, not a curated record. The transcript has 8 exons. The coding region runs from base 363 to 2462 and encodes 699 amino acids. Gene Ontology annotation, cellular component: plasma membrane.
CAGCCCGACUGAAAAAGAAAAGCCUGUUGGAGCCUCUGUGCUUGGAGCUUAUCGCAGGAAACACGCUUCUAAAGUCCCUACGGACUUGCUCCUGCCAGUGUCCAUGUAGCCAGCUGUUACACAAACACCUUUGCGUUUAAGGGAUGUGGGAUUGGUAUCCCUCCUGGUGAAAGAUGGAAAAGUUCCACCGGUUGGAGUGCCAACUGGAUCCACAAGGAUGACCCCGGGAGAAAUGAAAUGUAGAUGAUAGCGUGAACCAGGAGAAUUCAAAGCUUUGGCCAACAUAACCUCACAGUGAGCCAAAAAGAAACCUGUUCUAGUUGGAUACACUCGCUCACAUUCCUUCCCGAUCAGUCGCUGCAAUGCUGAUGCCAGGACCACUGUGGGCCUGCCUGGCUUUGAUAUGGGUGGGAAGCUCCAGUGCCCACAGCUUGUUUACAUGCGAGCCCAUCAAAGUGUAUCGGUGCCUGGGGAUGCCUUACAACAUGACCUUCUUUCCCAACAUGAUGGAGCACUAUGACCAGGACAUGGCAGCUAGUGAGAUGGAGCCAUUCAUGCCCCUGGCAACCCUGCGCUGCUCUCCAGACGUCCACCACUUCCUCUGCCAAGCAUUUCUCCCACAAUGCACCGAGGAGAACACGGUGAUCCGUCCAUGCAGAGAGGAGUGCAAGACUGUUCUGUCGGACUGUGAGGAGAAUAUCCGAGUCUUCGGCAUCACUUGGCCGCCUGAGCUCCAGUGUGACAAAUUGGAGUCAUGUAGCCUUUCUGAUGGCUCUGAAAUUCCUACAACCACCGCAAUGAGCUCCUCAUCAGCUAAGAGGGACCUUGGCUUCUGGUGCCCGCUGCAGCUGAAGACCAAACCAGGCCAUGGAUCAUCAUUUCUGGGCGCACAGGACUGUGCUCCACCUUGCUCCAACAUGUACUUUAAACCUCACGACAUUGAAUUUGCAAAAAGCUUCAUCGGCGUGUGCUCCAUCAUCUGCUUGGGCGCCACACUCUUCACCUUUCUCACUUUCCUCAUCGACGUAAAACGAUUCCGCUACCCAGAGCGCCCGAUCAUCUUUUACGCCGUCUGCUACAGCUUCGUCUCACUCAUAUACUUCAUCGGUUUCCUGCUGGGGAACAACGCGGCCUGCACCAAAGCAACACAUCCUAGUGGAGUGGAUACAGUGGUGCUGGGCUCUCAGAGCAAAGGCUGCACUCUGCUUUUUAUGCUGCUCUACUUCUUCUCCAUUGCUGGAAUUGUGUGGUGGGUCAUACUCACCAUCACCUGGUUUCUGGCAGCCGGACCCAAGUGGAGCUGUGAGGCCAUCGAGAAGAAAGCGGUGUGGUUCCACUCUGCUGCCUGGGGGAUCCCCGGGGUGCUAACAGUCAUGCUGCUGGCUCUGAAUAAGGUUGAAGGGGACAACAUCAGUGGAGUCUGUUUUGUGGGGCUCUAUGACCUGGACGCUCUGCGCUACUUUGUUCUGGCUCCUCUGAGCGUGGGCGUUGUCGUUGGCCUCUGCCUAAUCCUUGCAGGCAUAGUUUCUCUAAACCAUGUCCGGCAGGUCAUCCAGCACGACGAGCGAAACCAGGAGAAGCUGAAGAAGUUCAUGAUACGGAUCGGCAUAUUUAGCGGCCUCUACCUGGUCCCACUGGUCACUCUGUUAGCCUGCUACACCUACGAGCAGAGCCACCGCAGCACCUGGGACAAUACUUGGAUCAACGACCGCUGUCAGGAAUACAGCAUCCCCUGCUCACAUAAGACAACAGAGCUGGACCGUCCUGACCUCUCCUUGUUCCUGGUGAAAUACUUAAUGACACUGGUGGUUGGAAUAUCUGCAGUGUUCUGGGUGAGCAGCAAGAAAACCUGCUCUGAGUGGGCCUACUUCUUCAACAGGACCCGCAAGAGAGAUCCCAUCAGCGAGAGCCGCAGAGUGCUACAGGAGUCCUGCGAGUUCUUCCUCAAGCACAACAGUCGCGUCCAGCACAAGAAGAAGCACUACAAGCCCAGCUCCCACAAGCUCAAGGUCAUCUCCAAGUCAAUGGGCACGAGCACUGGGGCUGUACCCACCAAUGUUUCCACGGCUGCCACCACAACCAAUCAAGGAAUCUCUAAUCAUGAGCCCUACAGGCAAGGUUCUCUGUCUGAGGCCUCAGCGAGGGAACACCUGGACAGAGGUGCCUCCAGCAGGAGCUCCAGGAGGGGGGAGAGGGAGAGAGACAGGGAGAGGGAAGGGGGAGAGAGACGUAGCAAAGGGGGGAGCUCCAGUAAGAUUAGCAGCCGCUCAGAAAGCGUACACCGAGUUCACGAAGGAAGGAUGACUCCAAGGAGCGAGCUGUCAGAGGUCAGGCAGGUCCCAAACGUACAGCAGCAUCCAGCUUUAAACCGGUCACACAGCAGCAUCAUCCAGGACACCUCCCACCAGCCGGUGCACCAGGUCCCAGAGGAGAGCAAGGCCACACAGGACAGCAGCUGCUGAUACUACUGACCACCCCAAACCUAAAUAUGCAACCAUCCAUCCAUCUCUGAAACCGCUCAAACCACUGUUACAUUUCACGCUGUUGAAUCUGCCUGUUUCAAACAUAUUUAUGUCAAACAUCUUAUAAUGAUGAUGAUGAUGAUGAUGAUGAUGAUUGUGUUGUCAGACUGUGGCCAGUGAAUGUUUAUCCAUACCUCAGUUAUUUAGAAGGUGGUAUGUUGGGAGCAGAAUCUGUGGGUUCUCCCCUGAAAGCCUUCAGAUUUUGUAUCAUAAGGUGUCAAAUGUGACUUUUAGCUUUACUCAGCUUUUAGCCUUUGAGUAUAUACUGUGUAAGUAUAUGCUGCACUAUCUUUAGAUUUAUUCCUCUUGUAUAUCCGACAAUGGUCAUUUAAUUUUGUAGCAUGCAUAAAGAACUUUGGACUGUUUUUUUUUUUUACAUUUUCAACUUAAUGUCUUAGGAUACAUACUAGGAAACAUGCUUUAUUUAUGUAAAUAUUCUAUUAUAAGUGAAUGUUUUUUGAGAAAUUAAGUCUUUCACUGGACUAGUCUUUACACUGAGUUGCCAAACAUUAAACUUACAGAUCUUAUGAAUGUCUUACUCUUCUACUUGGAUAGGUCAUUUGUCACUCCACACUCAUAAGGUGCUACUUGACUGCUCCUAAAAAAAAACUGCACAUACUUUAAAAUUGGAUCUUGAAUGUUGAAUUUGUGAUUCCAUAUGCAGAAAGCUGUACUUUUACUCGUGUCAGUAGUUGAUCCUCUUCAGCUGACUUCAAAGAGCCUGCAGAUGGUCUGCAUGUGUGAUGCCAACACCUGUUAUUGGUGUAAAUUCCUUUGCUGUCAGGAAACAAAUCAGAAAGGCUUUGCACUAUUUGUCAUUAGAAGCACAAACAUACAAUUAUUAAGUAUGAAAAGUUAUAGAAAAACACAAAAAUGAACAUUUGAGGCUUUGUUCAGGAAUAAUCUAUAACAUGUAUCCCUCAAAUAGUUCCAGAACAGCUUGCUGGAUUCAUUAAAGAGCUGUUACGCUGCAUGGAUUGCUCUGCUAUGUUGGACCUGAUCUGUCCUUGUGAUCUUUAUGUUUUGUAUUUGGGGUCUUGGGACAAUUCCAAUCCUGCUUGAUAUAAGGGAAACACUGUCAGUAUGUUUUUAGUUGUGCAUUAUUAUUAUUAUAAUAAUGCAUUUUUAUACUGCUUUUUUUUAUUUUUGGUAGAUAGACAUGGGUCUUUCUUAUGAUUUAGAUCUAGACUAAGUGUCCUCUUGUAGAUUCUUUUUACUGCUUUGAACCGUUUUUUAUAUUGUUGCCUAUCUUGUCAACCAAGUUUUGUAUCAAUCCAAUUAAUUAAAGAAGAGAAUAAACUGAA